AUGGCGAGCUCGCUGUCCUCCGGCCCCGAUGCUCUCCGCCACCGGGGACAGGUGCCCCAGCAAGAACCGGUUAGGGGUGACAGCGUUGUUCAGAUCGGUGACGACGACGGCCGCCACGGCCGGUCACCGGAGGAGAGAGCGCCGUCGCCGUCGGCGAGAGAGAAGCGGCAGAGGCGGAUGAAGCGGUUCAUGGAGUACUCGAAGCGCGCCCUCCUGUACGAGUUCCCGCUCGCCACCGCUCUGCUGCAGCACCGGGCGGCGAGCUUCACCGGCAGCACGUGGGCCAAGGUCGGCGUCGCGCUCCUCUGCGCCGCCUUCUUCGCCGACCUCAUGGGCUCCCUCUACCUCUCCCUCGUCACGAGGCUCGACGACCACGCCGCCGAGGUUAGUGCCUCCAGCUGCCGGUGGCACGGCUUCCGGAUCUACGCCUCCGGCGUGCUCCUCAUGUCCAUGCCCUUCUGCCUGCUCAUGUCGCUCAACGGCCUCUACGCGUUUCUCGCCGUCGCGCUCGCGCCGCCGCUUUAUCUCGUCCUGUUGGUGUUCGCCAAGGAGAACCGUCAACCGAGCACCGCCGACGACGACUUCCCGGCGCCGCGCGGCGAAAGACAGGGGAUGCGGUACGAGGACUACGACGGCAAGCUGAAGUACCAGUUCGACGCCUCGGCCGCCGUGAACACCAUCGCAACCGGAGCGGGCCUCACGGGCACCUUCUUCGGCUACUCCAGCGACUACUCGCCGGAUCACGCCGUCACCGUCUCCGAGAGCCUACUGUUCCUGACCAUCGUCGGCGGGCAGUUCGUGAUGCUCAUCACAGCGGCUCGGCCGAUGUUCCGCAAGGAAUCCUCACCGGCAAGACUCGCCGGCUUCCUGGGCCAGCUGGUAGGGAGCCUUCCAGUGCUGCUCUCGCUCAGCGCGUUCGCCGGCGCCAUCGACUUCCUGGGAGGGCUCGCCCUGCUCGCCUUCUCCAUCGACUUCCUCGAGCUGGUCUUCUUCUUCAAAGCCAUGUUCUACAGCGAGCUGGAGGAGCCUUCUCCACCGACGACCGCGCCGCCGCCGGAGGCCGCCGACGCUCCGGCGGCAGGGGAGACGCAGAACGAGCUGAAGCUGCUGUGGCUGUGCGUGAUGUGCGUCUACUUCAUGGCGCUGGAGGCGCUGUACCAGGAGCAAGGACGGAGGAAGACGACGCUGGAGUGGUUGGACAGGGGCAGGGUGCUGAUCUACUUCUGGGCCUUCUGCUGCUGCAGUCUCGACGGCGGCAAGGGGAAGCUCCCGCUGCUGCCGCCGUUGGACGAACUGAGGAAGCAGCACCGCUUCUCGGUGGUGCUCGCGGCAGCACGCUACGCCGUCAUGGUGCUCGCCGCGUUCGACGCCGUCUGCCGUAUCGCCGGUCCGUUUCUCGCCCCAGUUCUAAGAAGAUCCUAGUGUACCCACCGUUGCGCGCAUGGUGCCAUGGCCCAUGUAUGUAACUCGAAAUAGCAAAAAGGUUCCGAGUUUAAAUCUUU
This is a messenger RNA of Oryza brachyantha (malo sina), 1502 nucleotides long. RefSeq lists its product as uncharacterized. NCBI's taxonomy places the organism in Eukaryota, Viridiplantae, Streptophyta, Magnoliopsida, Poales, Poaceae. The transcript has a single exon. The record is from RefSeq and is a predicted model, not a curated record. Bases 1 to 1422 code for a protein of 473 amino acids.